UUUCAGGUACAGAGCUGCCCAUAUAGGUGCCUAAUAAAUAGUGACUAUCUGUGGCAUCUACAGCAGCCCCUCUGCAUAACCUACAGCUUGCCAGCCAGAGCCGAACCAGUACUUUGUAGGGGGAGAGCAAUGAAGACACUAAUUUGUUUGAAUCCUUAUUUAGGAAACAGUUGCCUCUUGAAGACUAAAUCAUGGAUGAAGAACCAGAAAAGACAAAGCGCUGGGAAGGCGGCUAUGAAAGAACAUGGGAAGUUCUUAAAGAAGACGAAUCUGGAUCUCUGAAAUCCACAAUUGACGAAAUUCUUUUUAAAGAUAAAAGAAAAAGGAUCUUUGAAAAUCGUGGUCAAGUUCGACUUGGAAUGAUGCGGCAUCUUUAUGUGAUAGUCGACAGUUCAAGAACAAUGGAAGACCAAGAUCUGAAACCUAAUAGGCUCACAUGCACUUUAAAGCUUUUGGAAUAUUUUGUAGAAGAAUACUUCGAUCAAAAUCCUAUUAGUCAGAUUGGCCUAAUUGUUACUAGGAACAAGCGGGCAGAAAAGCUCACUGAACUUGCUGGCAAUCCUAGACAACAUUUGAAUGCUCUGAAGAAAGCCGUAGACAUGAACUGCAAUGGAGAGCCAUCGCUGUACAACUCACUGAAUCUUGCUCUGCAGACACUAAAACACAUGCCUGGACAUACCAGCCGUGAGAUCUUAGUGAUUUUUAGCAGCCUGACUACUUGUGACCCAACAAACAUCUAUGACAUUAUAAAGUGUUUGAAAGCUAGCAAAAUUCGAGUAUCUGUGAUAGGUCUGUCUGCUGAGGUCCGGGUCUGUACUGUACUCACGCGAGAAACUGGUGGAGUCUAUCAUGUCAUUCUGGAUGAAAGCCACUACAAGGAACUCCUGAUGCACCAUGUAAUCCCUCCACCAGCAAGCAGCACCUCUGAAUGUUCUCUUAUACGCAUGGGGUUUCCACAACAUACAAUGGGAUGUCUCUCAGAUCAAGAUGCAAAGCCAUCUUUUAGUAUGGCUCAUUUGGAUAAUACCAGUGAGCCAGGCCUGACAUUAGGUGGCUACUUCUGCCCUCAGUGUAGAGCAAAGUACUCAGAACUUCCUGUAGAAUGCAAAGUCUGCCGUCUCACGCUGGUAUCCGCUCCACAUUUAGCACGGUCGUACCACCAUUUGUUUCCCUUAGAUGCUUUUAAAGAAGUCAGUCUAGAAGAAUAUGAAGGAGAAAGGUAUUGCCGAGGGUGUGAUGGAGAGCUUAAAGAUCAGCAGGUUUACAUCUGCCCAGUCUGCCAGUGUGUCUUCUGUAUAGAAUGUGAUCUCUUUAUUCAUGAGUCCUUGCAUUGUUGUCCAGGCUGUAUACACCAGCAGCCCGCCCCAGUAUGAAGCCAUCCAUGUAGGGAAGGCUAUGGACUGCUGCCACACUAUCUAACAGGGAACUUGGAACAUAAAGUUAAAUGAAGACUUUCUACAAUUUUACAUAUAAUUGCUAUUUAAAAAUAGAAAUGGUUUUUUUUCUAUAUUGAGCCAAGCUCCUUGUUAGGAAUUAUUGCACAGCUUAGUUUCUGUACAGGUUCGGAAAUAGAUUCCAAAUUACAAUUCAAAUCAAAACAUUUUUGAACUCUCAUGCCUCAUAGUCCUGUUUAUUCUGUUUUAUGGUGGAUAGCAUUAAAUGCAUGGGAACUAUUAUUCAGCCUUGGGUUUGUUCUUUACCUGGGAAAUACGACUGUAAAGGUUCUGAUUCAUCCAGGUCAUGGUAUAUCUGUAGUAAUAACUAAAAUCAACUGGACUCGCAAGAAAAACACAGCAAGUCCAGUUGAUUUGACCUUUUACUACAGAUAUACCUGGGAAACAAAAAUUUCCAUUGCUAAAGGAGUUUUUAAACAUCUUUAUAUUUACAACAAACUGUAAAGGCUUUACUUAUGUUUACAUAUGUGCAUAUGGCCCAGUUGUACAUUGUUUAUUUGUUUGGAAAUUAUGUGCUAUUUUUACAUUUUAUAUAAUAAUAAGCUGUAUAACCAGAUUAAAUACACAAUGUAAAUAAAAUGAUUUUAAUAUUC
This is a messenger RNA of Xenopus tropicalis (tropical clawed frog), 2047 nucleotides long. It is a transcript of the gene gtf2h2, whose product is annotated as general transcription factor IIH subunit 2. Gene Ontology annotation, molecular function: zinc ion binding. Gene Ontology annotation, biological process: nucleotide-excision repair; DNA-templated transcription; DNA repair. The coding region runs from base 192 to 1373 and encodes 393 amino acids. Gene Ontology annotation, cellular component: nucleus; transcription factor TFIIH core complex. The record is from RefSeq and is a predicted model, not a curated record. The transcript is spliced from 16 exons. Lineage: Eukaryota; Metazoa; Chordata; Amphibia; Anura; Pipidae.